Medioppia subpectinata is the source of this 273-nucleotide messenger RNA. The record is from the annotation of a GenBank genome assembly. NCBI's taxonomy places the organism in Eukaryota, Metazoa, Arthropoda, Arachnida, Sarcoptiformes, Oppiidae.
AUGGCUGUUUCUGGUACUGAACCAGUCGUAUGUCUGAAGUCUGGCUCCACAUCCCUUUAUCCUGACAUUAAUUUGUGGCUGAGUUUCACAUUUUUUUUGUCACUCAAUCUCUACGCCAAACGUGUAUUUGUAUCGGCGUUCACACAAUUCGUUCAAUUCAACACUUCAUUUCACAUCAAGAAUAUGGGAAUCAAUAAGAAUAAGGCCGAUUUGGACGACUCGUUGGAUUGUAGUCCACAACACGAUAACAUACACUUAUAUGGGGGUUUCACU